Messenger RNA from Triticum turgidum subsp. durum (durum wheat), 2166 nucleotides. Lineage: Eukaryota; Viridiplantae; Streptophyta; Magnoliopsida; Poales; Poaceae. The record is from the annotation of a GenBank genome assembly.
AUGGCGCAACUGGAGCAGCCAGGAUCAACGAACAUGACCAAGGCGUUGGAAGCUCUUUCGCCGUGGCUCGAGAACCCACGGAGCAUAGUCACGCAAGUGGAGGCACUCGUCCUCGCCGCAGCCGUGCUCCUGCUCCUCCAGCUGCUCCUCUGUUCCUGCAGGCGGCAGUCGAGCAACGCCCUCAUCCAGGGCGGCGCGUGGGUGUCCUACACCAUGUCGUUCCCUCUGGUCACCUACGCCUUGGGCAUGAUGCAGACUUCCCCGGUGAAGAAUGUCAUGUACCCCGUCUGGGCCGUCUCCUUGUUCCUGGUUGCUGGAUGCACCAACGUGGUGACAUCCUACGAUCUUGACGACAACAAGCAGUGGAAGAAGCAUCUGUUCGAGCUGUUUCAGUAUGCCCUCUACUCAGCAAUUAACAUUAAGCUGCUUUUCCCUUAUAGCACCGCAGAAAUAUUCAGUCUUGAGGCUAAAUCUAUCGAGUCUAUAUCCAUCACCCCUGUUAUCAUGAUCCUCAACUUGAUUGUGCUGCUCACAAAUUUUGUGAAAGUUAUCUCGUGCUGGAAGGUAGGCGUUGACUUCUCCACCAUACGAGUUGCUCAUUUCAUGAAGCAGCAGGCCAGAGAGGAAGGUCCUAGUGUGUUCAACCCUGAAACCAUGGAAGGCUACAAGUACCCUAUUCGCUGCGGUAGAGACGUAACAAUCGGCAUUGACGAGGUCUGGAAAUCGGAAAGCACGCUUUUCAAGUCAGGUCGUUCCACGAAACUGAAAGAUUUUUGCCUAUCAUAUGCCUUGUUUAAGCUCUUGAGACGGCAGUACCAUGGGAUGGAAUGUGCUGAAGCCGGCCUUCCUGAAACCCGUGAUUUUGUCUUGAAGGGAUUGCUGCUGAAAGAAGACGACUGGCAUAUUGCAAGGGCGUUCAGGAUUGUAGAAGUAGAAUUGGGGUUCUAUCAUGACUUUCUCUUCACCAAAUACAGUAUCAUCACUAAGUGGGAGAAAUUGUUCUUUGCAAUGUGGAUUCUGAGGAUACUUCUUAUAUCUGUUGUUUUACGCUAUGUGACCCAGAAUUCAUUGGCUGUCAUGACGAAAGCUGCUAUCAUCGAGGUGCCUACCAAGACUGCUGAUACUCUCAUUACUGUACUUGUUCUAACCAUUAUUCUCGUGGUUGAAGUUCUGCAAGCUCUGCUUUACCUGGUAUCAGACUGGGCCAAAGUAUCAUUUACCAAGAAAUAUGUCAGAAACCCUUCUUACCGGGUCAAUGCUUUUUUUCUGAAGAUUAUUGUUACCAUCAGCAAGUUUAGCAUUUUGAGUUAUUGGGCAAAACAAAUUGGACAGAGUUCGGUGAUUUCAGACAACAAAUCUUUUGCCAGACAUCUGCAGUAUGUCACAGAACGCCCUCCACACCCACUUGUGAUGUUGUUCAGCACCUCCAAUCUUGGCAAAAGGACAAACAGGGUGCGCGUGUGUAGCUUGGUCAAGGGAGCUAUGGCAAGGUCCAUUAAAAUGAGUGAAGAUCCUCUAACUAACGGCAAGUCAUCACUAGACCGCAAUGGAGUGCUGGGAGAAUUCUUGUGGGCACUGAAUGGACAAACUCAGACAGAGAUCAUGCUAAUUUGGCACAUUGCGACUGAGUACUGCGAUAUUGCUCUAACCUAUGCUGCUCUGCCUAAUGCCAAGGAAACAGAUAAAAACAUAAAGUGCCACCGUGAAGUUGCAGUCUGGUUGUCAAGAUACUGUGCAUACUUGAUAGAUUCCGCCCCAGAACUGCUUUCAGACUACAUAGAUACGGAGAUGCCCAUAGCCAUGCUGAUGCAAGAGAUGCGCAAAGCUUUCGGAAAAUGUACAUCCACGCAUGCCAAAUUUGAGGUCAUGAAGAAUUUAGAAGAGCAGGAGAAGAAGACCAUGUUCAGGCAGGGAGUGAAGCUGGGGAAGCAGCUUGAGUGCUUGGAUGCUGCUGGGCGGUGGAAGGUGAUGGAGGAAUUCUGGUCGGAGACCAUCGUCUACAUUGCACCAUCAGAUAAUGUCAACGGGCACUUGGAACGCCUUGCAAAAGGGGGAGAGUUUCUAACCCACAUCUGGGCUCUGCUAUCUCACGCUGGCAUCCGGGCGAUAAACAGGGAGCAAGAUAACAACACCAUGCCCAGCCACCCAUCCCAAGAAAAUGUGUGA